Molecule: messenger RNA, 249 nt
Organism: Kluyveromyces lactis
Lineage: Eukaryota; Fungi; Ascomycota; Saccharomycetes; Saccharomycetales; Saccharomycetaceae
Exons: 1
Coding region: 1-249 (82 amino acids)
Source: RefSeq, a predicted model, not a curated record
AUGAAUAGCAACCACUGGUCCGCACUCACAAUGAGCCUUGGAAAGAGACCUAGAGUGGUUUACGACGAAGUUAGUUCGUCCGGAUGCUAUGGCCCAACGUUGAAGAAAGGCAAUAUCGGUUCUAGAAGUGACUGCGAUGGGCAGGAUGAUAGGAAGGGAAACGUUUACGACGUAAGGAUAUUGAUGUUAAAUGCAAGAAUCUUAGCUAAAACGAAAAAUACUGCUGAGCAGCCUGUUGAUAGUGUAUGA